GUCAUAUAAAUGAAUUUUAUUCUACACUGCCGAUGCUCAGCAACUUAAAAGGUACAGGGAACUUAUUGCGGUGUUUCUUGACUGGUUGUGGCUAGUUGCAACUAUGGGGUUGGAUGCUGUGGCGAGAUUGGGGGUGCGGAUAUUGUCGGAUGAUGAUCAGGUCUCUGUGGAUUCAAUAAAUCUGUUUGUAGCUCUUCUUUGUGGAUGCAUCGUGAUUGGUCAUCUUCUUGAAGAGAGUCGUUGGAUUAACGAGUCCAUCACCGCUCUUGUUAUCGGUUUAUUUACUGGAGGCAUCAUUUUGUUAACUACUAAAGGAAAGAGCUCUCAUCUCUUAGAAUUUGACGAACAGCUCUUCUUCAUUUAUGUUCUGCCACCUAUCAUAUUUAAUGCCGGUUUCCAGGUGAAAAAGAAGCAGUUUUUCAGGAAUUUUAUGACUAUUAUGUUGUUUGGUGCGGUCGGCACAUUGAUAUCUUUCAGCAUCAUAUCAUUUGGCGCAAAGGAGUUACUGGGAAAGCUUGAUAUUGGUUUUCUGGAGCUACGAGAUUAUCUCGCGAUUGGGGCUAUUUUUUCAGCAACAGACUCUGUUUGCACCUUGCAGGUGCUUAAUCAGGACGAGACGCCUCUACUCUACAGUCUAGUCUUUGGGGAAGGAGUGGUAAAUGAUGCAACAUCUGUGGUACUUUUUAAUGCGAUCCAGAAGUUGGAUCUCUCCCACAUAAACUCACGGGUUGCUUUAUCGUUUACUGGAAAUUUACUCUACCUGUUUCUUGCAAGCACUUUCCUGGGAGUUUUGGUCGGAUUGCUAAGUGCUUACCUAAUAAAAUGGAUAUAUCUUGGCAGGCACUCAACUGAUCGUGAAGUUGCUCUCAUGAUUCUCAUGGCUUACCUUUCAUAUGUGAUGGCAGAACUGUUUGACUUAAGCGGAAUUCUUACAGUAUUUUUCUGUGGGAUUGUCAUGUCACACUAUACCUGGCAUAAUGUGACCACCAAUUCUAAAGUGACAACAAGGCAUGCUUUUGCAACGCUGUCAUUUAUUGCGGAGAUUUUCAUUUUCCUUUAUGUUGGUAUGGAUGCCUUAGAUAUUGAGAAAUGGAGAUUCGUUAAAGACAGUCCUGGAAAAUCUGUUGGAGUAAGCGCUACGCUGCUUGGCCUGGUUCUGGUUGGUAGGGCGUGCUUUGUGUUCCCGUUGUCUCUGUUAUCCAAUUUUCUGAAACGAUCCGAGCAUGACAAGUUUGGUCUCAAACAACAGGUUACAAUAUGGUGGGCUGGUUUAAUGCGAGGAUCUGUCUCCAUGGCCUUGGCUUAUAACCAGUUUACCAGGUUUGGCCACACCCAACAGCCAGGAAAUGCAGUUAUGAUCACCAGCACAAUUACAAUAGUUCUCUUCAGUACAGUGGUGUUUGGGUUGAUAACCAAGCCCCUUGUACGGUUCUUGUUGCCUUCAUCACAAGGUGUCAACGGCCUGAUUUCUUCCGAGCAAUCGUUUGCACGUCCACUGCUCACCAACGGGCAAGACCCGGAAGUUGAGAUGGGAAAUGUUGAUUUUCGUCGACCAGCCAUUUUGAGUAUGCUACUGAAGAAACCUUCUCACACUAUUCAUAACUAUUGGAGAAAGUUCGAUGAUGCUUUUAUGCGGCCCCUAUUCGGAGGCAGGGGAUUCGUGCCCGAUGCACCCGAGUUAUCCAAAGGAGGAUGUGAUCAAUAUUAACAUUGUAAAAACAAGAGAGUUUCUUGAAGUUUUAUUAACUUACUAACUUCAGUGUUUAGUGUUUUAACUGUAAUCAUGGGCGGAGCUAGGGCGCCGAAAGGGGGUUCAUCCAAAUCCGCUUGGCCAGAAAAUUACAUUGCAUAUAUAAGGUCAAGAUUAUCGUCCAUGUAUAUAUAUAAAGUAAAUGAUGAAUCCUUAUUUUACUAUUUUAUACUUUAAAUCUUCUUUGUGAAUGUUCUGGCUCCGCUACACCUACUAUGAUAUUGUAGAUAAUCAUUCAUUGUAUCUCAUUGGUUACUUACUUACAUGCUUGUAUGUAGUACAAUAUUUAAUGUGGAAUUAUGAUUUAACAUAAUAUCACUGAGCUGUUGUGGCUUUGUAUUUUUGCUUA
Molecule: messenger RNA, 2099 nt
Organism: Lycium ferocissimum
Lineage: Eukaryota; Viridiplantae; Streptophyta; Magnoliopsida; Solanales; Solanaceae
Product: sodium/hydrogen exchanger 1-like
Exons: 15
Coding region: 104-1708 (534 amino acids)
Biological process (GO): regulation of pH; proton transmembrane transport; sodium ion transport
Cellular component (GO): membrane
Molecular function (GO): sodium:proton antiporter activity
Source: RefSeq, a predicted model, not a curated record